AGGACGCACGGGAGGGAGGGAAGCAGUGCGCAUAAAUGCGCCCUUUCAUUUCCAGGAGUGAAAUCCGUUUUUAGAUGCGGAGAUUUGCCCUCAGAGAAACACGGGAGCCAGGAGUUCUGUGGAUCAUGGAUUUUAAGAGCAUCAAGGAGACUUCGCAGUGUAAAUGAUCCUAAACUUUGAGCUUGAAAAGUUUUUAUCUACUCAAACCGAAUCCUAGGAGGCAGAGAGAGGACUGGUGGUUAAGGGUGUAACACAAUUCAGCGCUUCAUUGACGCGCCUCUUGUUGAUUAGGACAGGUGCAAUGGUAAUCCAGCGCAGAGCAAGAAUCACUGAGGUGACGCAAAAUUAAGACAGACCACAAACAUUUUGGAUUCUUUUCCCCCUGAACGAGUGUGGAACCGAGCCACAUGCGCACAGCCAGCAUGGCACAUGAUCUUCUCCGGAGUUUUACGCAAAGACUACUUUAAAUGUUUUGCGUCCAGGCACGCAUUGUAAAAAGAGAAAGAAACAAAGAAAACAGAAAAAACUUUCUGCCUUAACCAGAAUUUAUCAAUGGAGCUGCGCAGUUACGUGUGGUGCUUGGAGUUUCUUAUUCUUCUCAAAGAAUUAUGUCAGUGUUUCAACAUUGAUGGAAACCAUCCGCGCAUCUUCACCGGUCCAGAGGACGCACUAUUUGGCUUCUCAGUCUUACAGCAUGAAUCAGGUGGAGAAAAACUGAUGCUAGUUGGUGCUCCCUGGGAUGGCCCACCCAACAACAGAAGAGGGGAUGUGUACAAAUGUGUGGUUGGAGAGGAGAGGAAUUCAAACUGCAGCAAAGUUGGUCUAGGAGAAACUGCUCUUCAAAAUGUUUCCAAAAAUCUUAAAAAUUCUCACCUGGGAAUGACUCUUACACCAGACUCACCCGAUGGCUUCCUGGCAUGCGCGCCUCUUUGGUCCCAGGAGUGCGGUACAUCAAAGUUCAGCACUGGCAUCUGUGCAUCGGUUAGUGAUGACCUCCAGCCGAGGAAGACCAUCUCUCCAACUACAAAAAGGUGCGCCACUUACAUGGACAUCGUGAUCGUCCUGGAUGGCUCCAACAGUAUCUACCCCUGGUAUGAAGUCCAGAACUUUCUCAGCAACAUCCUCAGCAAGUUCCACAUAGGCUCGGACCAGAUGCAGGUGGGUAUACUUCAGUACGGUGAAAUAGCAGUCCACGAGUGGUCCUUGAAGGACUACCAGACAACAGAAAAAGUGGUGGAGGCCGCCAAGAACAUCAGCCGGCAAAAGGGACGAGAGACACGAACAGCAAGUGCCAUCCAAAUGGCUUGCACAGAAGCGUUUAGUGCUGAGCGUGGAGGGCGGGAGGGUGCCACCAAGGUGAUGAUUGUGGUGACAGACGGAGAAUCCCAUGAUGAAGAUGAGCUUCCAGACGCUCUGGAGGAGUGCGAGAGGCGAAACAUCACCAGAUACGCCAUUGCUGUUCUGGGGCAUUAUAUCCGGAGACAGGAGGACCCAGAGACUUUCAUAAAUGAAAUUAAAGACAUUGCCAGUGACCCGGAUGAAAAGUAUUUCUUCAAUGUAACAGAUGAAGCUGCGCUGAAUGACAUUGUGGACGCAUUGGGAGACAGGAUAUUCAGUCUCGAAGGUACUUUGGGCUACAAUGAGAGCUCAUUCCAUCUGGAGAUGUCCCAGAUUGGCUUCUCCACACACACACUGGAUGAUGGUAUUCUAUUUGGGAUGGUGGGAGCGUAUGACUGGGAUGGCGGGGUGCUGAAGGAAGGGGUGAAUGGAAGAAUCGUACCUCCCCGAGAAGCCUUUGAAAGCGAGUUUCCACUGGAGCUGAAAAACCAUGCUGCUUAUUUAGGUUACACGGUCUCCUCUGUGGUCAUUGGAAACUGGAGAACGUUGUAUGUGGCUGGAGCUCCCCGAUUCAAACACAAAGGCAAAGUGAUUCUGUUUGAAUUCACAGACGACAGCGGUGUUAAUAUUGUACAGGCCAUGAAUGGGGAACAGAUUGGAUCCUACUUUGGCAGUGAGGUGUGUGGGCUGGACAUAGAUCAGGAUGGCAUCACUGAUGUGCUUCUUAUUGCUGCUCCCAUGUUCCUCAGUUCGGGGAACAAAGAGGGUGGUAAAGUUUACAUCUACUCACUUAGUGGGGAGGGGGUUUUUGUACCAAAUGGUACCCUGAAGUCAGAGAAAAAGUCCCAGGAUGCAAGGUUUGGUUAUGCACUGGCAGCUGCUCCUGAUCUGAACCAUGAUGAUCUUACUGACUUGGUGGUUGGAGCACCUUUGGAGGAUGAGCACAUCGGUGCCAUUUAUAUUUAUCAUGGAGAUGGGAUUUACAUCAAUAACAAUUACAAGCAGCGAAUACCGGGGUCCUCACUUUACCCCUCCCUGAAGUAUUUUGGCCGCAGUGUGAGUGCUCGGUUGGACUUGGAUGGGGAUGACCUCAUAGAUUUGGCAGUGGGAGCACAAGGCAAUGCUGUGCUACUAAGUUCUCGCAGCAUCGUCCAGGUCAAAGUGAGCCUUUCUUUCCAGCCACAUUCCAUCAACGUCAUUCAGAAAACCUGUCAGAGAGGCAGCAGAGAGUCAGCCUGCCUAAACGCCACUGCCUGCUUCACAGCUGUCUCCCGCUCACCUGGAUCCAGCAGCAACAUUUUUGAUCUGUCAGUGAUGGCGACAUUGGAUGACCGGAAGCUGUCAGCCCGGGCUUUGUUUGAUGACAGCUCCCACCGACAAACCCAGAUUUUAGUCCAAGCCCAGAUAGGAAAGACCCUCUGCUAUAGACUUCCCUUUCAUGUCUUUGACACAGCGGAUUACAUCCGUCCUAUUAGCUUCUCCCUGCGGUUUAAGAUCAACAACACCAAGACUGGCCCUGUGCUGGAUGAAGGAUGGCAAAACACCAUCAAUAAGUCUAUUCCUUUUUUCAAAGAUUGUGGAGAGGAUGAUGUUUGCACAACAGACCUGGUGCUGAACGCACGCAUGGACAUCUCCGGGACUCGACAGAAGCCUUAUGUGAUUCGCAGCACGCGUAGGCGUCUGGCAGUUGAAGUGCAGCUUCAGAACAGACUGGAAAACGCCUACAACACCAGCCUGAAGCUGCACUAUUCACGAAACCUGCACUUCUCCAGCCUAAGCAUUCGGGAGGAUGCCUACUUUAAGAUGGAGUGUACAGCAAUUGGCUCAAACAUUCACUCUUGUAACGUCAGCUACCCAGUGUUUCGCUCUCGGUCAAAGGUUAACUUUAUGCUGGAGUUUGAGUUCAGCUGCAGUUUUCUGCACAGUCGUGUCCAGAUAAAGAUCAACGCUUCCAGUGACAGUGUUGAAAGACAGGAGACUUUGGGGGACAACAGUGUUCAGUUGCAAACCUUUGUUCAGUAUGAGCCAGAGUUGUAUAUUAGUAGUACCUCUAAUCUGAACCGCUACGAAGUCCACCCCACUCGAACAGCAUCGGAAGCAAUUGGGCCACAAUUUUUCACCUACUUUAGGUUGCAGAAUUUUGGCUGUUACUUGCUGAGUAACCUGGAGCUGCGGCUGUAUCUGCCCACUGCAGCUGCAGGAGACAGCACCUUCAUGACUGUCACCGAUGUCUCCUCAAACAACGCCUCAGGGGUGAACUGUACUGUCAUGAGUGAUGUGGCGCAGCUGAAGAGCAGGCAGAGAGAAGUGCGGCCACUUCAUCCUGAAGACAUGAUGCAGGAUGAAAUCCUGAACUGCAGCAGGUCAUGGUGCACGGAGAUUGUGUGUGAGGUGCGGCAGCUCAGGGAGGACGUCAUCAUUCGAGUGAGCCGCAGAGUUCAUGAGGAUUUUUUCAGGAAAGCAAAAUAUAAGUCAAUGAGGAUAAUAGGCGCCUAUGGCCUCACAGCUCAGGAGACUAACCUCAUCACUCUGGGAAAAGGAACAGUCUGGGGGGAGACUGUACUGGAGGUGCUGAAGGGAAGAGCUAUUCCCAUCUCGCUCUGGAUUCUGAUCGGCAGCAUCAUAGGCGGUCUGCUGCUGUUGGCUCUUAUUAUCUUCAUACUGUGGAAGCUCGGAUUCUUUACACGCAAACACAGAGGAGAGGAGGAAAAUCCUGAAGACUGAAUCUGUAUGAACAGCGAUUUGCCUUGUGGACUACAAGGGAAGUAGAUUUUUCUUUGAGCCUCCCACCAGGCACAGACAUUCAGGAAAUGGAUGCAACAGAGUUUCCAAAGACUAAAAAAGAGCAUCGCAAGGGUCUAACAGAAAUGCACUUCCCACUAUUUCCAGAGUAUGGAGGCACUUACAGCCGGGCAAAAAAAGUAUUUGAAUAUUCUGCAAGUUGUCCCACUUAAAAUGAUGAGAGAGAUCAGUAAUGUUCAUCGUAAGUUCAUUUCAACUUUAAGAAACAGAACAAGAAUCCAGGAAACCACACUGUAGGAUUUGACAUUAAACGCACCAUUAUUCAAGUACAUUCUAUAAAAAAAAAAACAAUUCUGGAUUCUUUUUUACUUUCCGUCUCCCACAGUUGAAGCAUAUCUAUGAUAAACAUUACAGGCUUCUCAUUAACUUGCAGAAUCAGUGACUAAUAAAUACUUUUUACCCCAAUGUUUGUAAAUAACCUUAGUUUAAUUUUAAGGAAUUUGAAAAUGUAUUAAGCCACAGUUCUUUUAUUUAACUUGCAGACUUGUUCAUGGUUUUAUAUUUCAAAUGUUCACUCGGUUCUACAGCUUUUUGUUUCAUGAUGGGAAAUAAAAAACAUUUGGAAAGGG
This is a messenger RNA of Oryzias latipes (Japanese medaka), 4709 nucleotides long. It is a transcript of the gene itga10, whose product is annotated as integrin, alpha 10. Gene Ontology annotation, biological process: integrin-mediated signaling pathway; cell-matrix adhesion; cell-cell adhesion. Gene Ontology annotation, cellular component: external side of plasma membrane; integrin complex. Lineage: Eukaryota; Metazoa; Chordata; Actinopteri; Beloniformes; Adrianichthyidae. Gene Ontology annotation, molecular function: integrin binding. The record is from RefSeq and is a predicted model, not a curated record.